AUGUAUUUGAAACCCAUCCUACCUUUCGUAGUCCUACCUUUCCUGGUCAGCGCACUGCCCCAGCCACUGCGUACCGCAACAAUUCCUCUCAAUAAGCGGUCCAGCCUCAGGAAUGCUGAUGGGACCGUUGACCUGGACGCUGUCCAUGCUCACAUAUCAAGAGUCGAAUGGAAAAUACAGCGAGGUUUUGAAGCCUAUGGAGAGAACGCAGGCGUCGAAUUUCCUCAGACAAGACCUCAAGUUGCGAAACGUGUCUCAGGUUCUAUCCCUCUAAUUGACGAUAGUAAUGACCGCUGGUAUGGGAGCAUAUUAGUUGGCACUCUUCCUUCUUUGUAUACUGUUGAUUUCGAUACAGGAAGUAGUGAUUUGUUUUUGCCUGGUCCAGAAUGCGGGUCAACUUGUGGCGGGCAUACACUAUAUAGCCCAAAUGCAAGCUCUACGAGCAAAGAUCUAGGACGGACAUUCAGUCUUUCUUAUGGGGAUGGCUCUACAGUCUCAGGAGAGCAAUAUUCUGACUCUGUUCAAAUCGCAGGAUACACUGCUACAUCUCAGACCUUAGGUGUCGCCAACCAAUACUCCAGUAGUUUUACUAAAAGUCAGUUUCCUCCUGAUGGCUUGAUGGGCAUGGCUUUUCCAAUACUCUCGGUAUAUGGUGCCAAUCCUGUCUUUCAAACGCUUGUGUCAGAAGGAGUUCUCCCCGAGCCAGUCUUUGCCUUCAAACUUGCAUCUUCUGGCUCGGAAUUGUGUAUCGGUGGGACGAACCCAAGUCUGUACCAAGGCUCUUUCACAUACACACCUGUAACUUUUGCGGCGUACUGGCAGAUCAACAUAGAUAGUCUAAAUGCAAACAAUGCGCAGAUUAUCGGUGGCGUGUCGGGCAUCAUCGAUACUGGAACUACACUCAUCGUUGCCAACACCUCCAACGUCAAUCAAUUUUACAGUGCUCUUAAUGGAACAGAUGUGGGGGGUGGCUCGUAUACGUUGCCUUGCGAUUCCAUGCCUUCUAUUAGUAUAACGCUAGGUGGUACAUCAUUCACCAUGUCGCCUGACACGUUCAAUAUCGGUGCCUACGACUCCACCGGUGAGGCUUGUGUAGGAGCUGUCUCAGCUAAUGAUGGUAUCGGAGACUUCUGGGUUCUUGGCGAUGCCUUCCUGAGGAACGUCUAUACUGUUUUCGACGUUGGAAAUUCGCGGGUGGGAUAUGCCCAGCUGGCCUAA
Serpula lacrymans var. lacrymans S7.9 is the source of this 1218-nucleotide messenger RNA. RefSeq lists its product as uncharacterized. The record is from RefSeq and is a predicted model, not a curated record. The transcript has 7 exons. Gene Ontology annotation, biological process: proteolysis. NCBI's taxonomy places the organism in Eukaryota, Fungi, Basidiomycota, Agaricomycetes, Boletales, Serpulaceae. Gene Ontology annotation, molecular function: aspartic-type endopeptidase activity. Bases 1 to 1218 code for a protein of 405 amino acids.